AAGAGAAUUCAUGGUCUCCCGAUACUUGGUUUAGUACCUGAUACACAGGACCAGAAAGAUUCCCUAGGGUGGGAAGGAAGAGAGAAUGCUUUUUUUCCUGAGGUUUACCCUGGGACACCUGACAACUGUUACUCCUCAGAUCCAGCAGCGUCAUGCACAGGGUAGAGUUGGUGGUGAAGGGCAGAGCACGUUACAGGCUGUGUGACUCAAAUGCACUCUUUUUCCCUUCUUCUUUCUCUGUAAUCCAUUUCUGCUUGGGAAGGAAUUAGGUCUCUGGAAAACAUUCAAAGACUUUGUUGUGUGAACCGCAAUACAAAUAAUAAAUAGAGGGUCAGGAGGAUUCAGUGGUGAAAGCAACUUCUGUUCCCUGGUACCAAGCCGAUUGGUUGGGCUGUUUUUGUGAAGCUGUUAGUCCCUUCAAUGAGACUUACCACUCCUAUAAAUACCCAGAACACAGCUCUGACUUCCACAUUCUGCAGUUGGCUCUGGAAAGCUCAAAUCCUUGAUCGGGGAGAAAAUGUCCAGCCAAAUAGAACACCCAGCGGGUGGAUACAAGAAGCUUUUUGAGACUGUGGAGGAAUUGUCUUCACCAGUGACUGCUCAUGUCACAGGCAGGAUUCCCAUAUGGCUUAGAGGCAGUCUUCUUAGAUGUGGGCCUGGCUUAUUUGAAGUUGGUUCUGAACCAUUUUAUCAUUUGUUUGAUGGCCAAGCACUCCUUCAUAAAUUUGACUUUAAGGAGGGUCAUGUCACGUACCAUCGGAGAUUCAUUCGGACUGAUGCUUAUGUAAGAGCAAUGACUGAGAAAAGAAUCGUGAUAACUGAAUUUGGCACCUAUGCUUACCCUGAUCCAUGCAAGAACAUAUUUUCCAGGUUUUUUUCAUACUUCAGAGGUGUGGAGGUCACUGAUAAUGCCCUGGUUAAUGUGUACCCAGUGGGUGAAGAUUACUAUGCCUGCACUGAGACCAACUUUAUCACCAAGAUUAACCCAGAGACCUUGGAGACAAUCAAACAAGUGGACCUUUGUAAAUAUGUUUCAAUCAACGGUGUAACUGCUCACCCCCACAUUGAAAAUGAUGGCACCGUUUAUAACAUCGGCAACUGCUUUGGGAAAAAUUUUGCAAUUGCCUACAAUAUUGUACGGAUCCCACCACUGCAAGCAGACAAGAAAGAUCCAAUGAAUAAGUCCGAGGUGGUUGUGCAAUUUCCUUGCAGUGAUAGAUUUAAACCCUCCUAUGUGCACAGCUUUGGGCUGACUCCAAACUAUAUAGUGUUUGUGGAAACACCAGUGAAAAUUAACCUGCUCAAAUUCCUUUCUUCUUGGAGUCUGUGGGGUGCCAACUAUAUGGAUUGCUUUGAGUCUAAUGAAACCAUGGGGGUCUGGCUUCAUGUAGCAGAUAAAAAAAAAGGAAAGUACCUCAAUAUCAAAUACAGGACCUCAGCCUUUAACCUCUUCCAUCACAUUAACACUUAUGAAGACAAUGGAUUUCUUAUUGUGGAUCUCUGCACCUGGAAGGGGUUUGAGUUUGUUUACAAUUAUCUGUACUUAGCCAAUUUGCGGUCCAACUGGGAAGAAGUGAAGAAACAUGCAGAAAAAGCUCCUCAGCCUGAAGCUCGCAGAUAUGUUCUUCCCUUAAACAUUGAUAAGGCCGACACUGGUAAGAAUUUGGUCACCUUGCCCUACACAACAGCAACUGCAACUCUGCACAGUGAUGAAACGAUCUGGCUGGAACCAGAGAUUCUUUUUUCUGGGGCUCGCCAAGCGUUUGAGUUUCCACAAAUCAAUUAUAAGAAAUAUGCUGGGAAACCCUAUACAUAUGCAUAUGGCCUUGGAUUGAAUCACUUUGUUCCAGACAGGCUUUGUAAGAUGAAUGUUAAAACAAAAGAGACUUGGGUGUGGCAGGAACCAGACUCAUACCCAUCAGAACCUAUCUUUGUUUCACAUCCAGAUGCCCUGGAAGAGGAUGAUGGAGUCGUGUUGAGUGUGAUUGUUAACCCUGGCACAGGGCAGAAGCCUGCCUACCUACUUAUACUGAAUGCAAAGGAUAUGAGUGAAGUUGCCAGGGCUGAAGUGGAGAUUAAUAUUCCUGUUACCUUCCAUGGAAUGUUCAAAAGAUCGUGACCAUUCUUUUCAGUACACUUAUCAUAAAUUGCUUUUUUGGCUUUGAAAAGGUAUAUUUCUAACUGCAAAAACUCAUAUAUUCUAAUGUUCCUUUGUUGUCAAUGAUUUGUAAAACUCAUUAAGACUGAGAAUUUCAUUUUUCCUGAAUGUUUGUGCUUUUGUUUGUGGACAAAAAUCGGUCUAAAUAAAAGAUACAACCUAGUCCAUCUCAUUUCUCACAUUUCUUAGUAACUUAAGUGUUGACUCAUCUGACUUUUCAGACUCGCAAUGGUUGAUCAGACUUUAAAAUGAGCAGCAUUGGGCAUUUUAAAACUUAAAAAGAAUGGUUCUUUACAGAAUUAAACUUUGGGGCAGUGAGUGAUAUACUUGAACCAGUAUUACAUGAAAUAUUGUAGAUUCAAAAAACAUCAGUGACAUAUGCUCAAGAGUGUCUUCUAAUGACUGCUUUAUGAGGAGGCUAUUUUCUCUGCUAUAAAAAUGUAUUGAUUUGACUAAAUUCCAGUUCAAUGUAUUCACCUUCUAAAAUCCAAUGGUUUUCAGAGGGGCCAUCAUAAAUCCAUCCAGUUUGACUGCUGUUCUUCCUGUGGCUGUUUUUGAGAACCAGGAUUCAUUUGAGGCAGCAAGUUCAAGGCUUGACAUAAUUAGUAUUUUCUCCAUUGAUAACACUCUCCAAAGAAAUCUUGCAAGAUGUAGCCAACAGAGUAACCGUUCACAUCACACCAGCACCCUUCAGUGAAGGAGCAAGCACUGUAUCAGCCAGAAGUACUCAGUAUGAAAGAAACCUCCCCACUUCUCUCUCCUGUUCUCUUAAUUUUGAGAGCAAAACCUGCCCAAUGCCUCAGGUAGUAUGAGGUUUGCAUAAGUGAAUCAAGAUGAAAAUCCAAACAAUGUAAAGGAAGCUUGAAUUUAAAUAUUGGCCACUUGCUUUCCAUCUGAUAGUACCCUUAUGACUCUCAAAAGACCUGCUCCCACAAAGCAGUUUCCAAAUUAAUAUAAUUAAUAUAGCUCUGUGUCUGAAGUUUAUGCAAAUAUCCAGAAAGCUAUUUGAAAAAUAAAGCUGUUACAGUUCGUAAGUGAACUUCUAGCAGCCAGCUUCUGGAUAAACAGGAUUAUUUGGCAUUGAAUUCAGGGAAUUCUGUCCCAGAGCUGACAAGCCAGUCAUAUUAAAUAACUAGACUACUCUUCAUUAUGUUAAAAUUUAAACAAAAAAUUAUCUUGUAAUAUUAAAGCUGCAAUAUUAUCUUAGACCCUGAACUGAGUAAUAUUGUCUGAAGCUUUGUUAUCCAAGAACUUAAGUUACUGUAAUUUCUUAUCACUAUCAAAACUUUUAUGUGAGAUGUAUUUAGCUUCUGCUUUCUUAGCACAUGCAAAAGAUGAAAAGUUUUGUCCUUGCUGUCUUCUACUCCAACAUACAGUACUUAUUUCUGUUGGAGAACGAUCCCAGGUUGAUUCAGCCGAAAAUUGAAUUUUUCAAUUUAUUUGUGGGAUAGGUACCCAAUUCUCAGGAUGCCAUAGGGGAGAGAGCAUGUGAAGUUAAGUUGCUCCAUAUUGCCCAGCUAAGAUACCCCACAUCCCAUGAAGAAAAAUUGCAUCUUGAGGUUUUAAAUACCCUGCAAAAUAGAUUCUUGACCUUUACUGAAUGGAAAUAAAGUUCCAUUUCCAGGACUUGUUUCUAUGAGGUCUCUUUCAACACUGAUUAAUUUCACAUAGGUCAAACAGCCUUCAGAUUGUAACAACUUGAAGUCAGAAACGUGUGUUGGGGAAGAUCUAUUAACAGUACUUAAGUCAGUCAUAUCAUAUAAUGUUUUUGCUGUCAGAUAUCUUAACACACUUUACAAAGGAGUACAGUGAACCCUCGUUUAUCGCGGUAGAUAGGUUCCAAACCCGACCGCGAUAGUUGAAAAUCC
This is a messenger RNA of Pelodiscus sinensis (Chinese soft-shelled turtle), 4026 nucleotides long. It is a transcript of the gene RPE65, whose product is annotated as retinoid isomerohydrolase RPE65. Gene Ontology annotation, biological process: zeaxanthin biosynthetic process; retinal metabolic process. The record is from RefSeq and is a predicted model, not a curated record. Gene Ontology annotation, molecular function: beta-carotene 15,15'-dioxygenase activity; all-trans-retinyl-ester hydrolase, 11-cis retinol forming activity; retinol isomerase activity. NCBI's taxonomy places the organism in Eukaryota, Metazoa, Chordata, Testudines, Trionychidae.